Molecule: messenger RNA, 4983 nt
Organism: Pedinophyceae sp. YPF-701
Lineage: Eukaryota; Viridiplantae; Chlorophyta; Pedinophyceae
Source: the annotation of a GenBank genome assembly
AUGGAGGACGCAGCGGGCCGCCGCGCGGUCAAGUCGGCCUCGACGAUGAAGCGCAGCGCGAGAGAGAAGCCCCCGCUCCGUGCCACCGCUUCCGUGCGCCCACGGCCGGUCACGGCCUCCUCAGCCGCGCGGCGCACGACGUCCGGCCCCACGGACGUCCUCGACGCCAUCCAGAAGCUCGAGGCGGAGUCGCAGGACCGCGCCGCGGCGCUCGCGGCCAUCCAGACGCGCCUGAAACACACCCAGGACGAGAACACGCGUCUUGCAUCCGAGAACGCGGGGCUGCGGGAGCUCGUCGGCGCGGAGAACGACGCGCGCGUGAGCAAGUGGCUCGAAUCGAACCAGGGCCUGUCGGACGUGCGCGCGGCGGGGGUCGCGGACGCCCGCGAUGGCAGGAGGGGUUCCGUCGCGGACGAGGGGGAGGACGGCGGCGGCGGGGGGGGCGGCGGGUCGGCGGAUCGCGAGCGCAGGACGUUCAGGGACGUGCCGGAGGAGCAGAGGGAGCUGGAGAUGGAGGUCGACCGGCUGAAGCACAUGGUCGAGAUAUCGAGGAACGAGGCGAACGAGCUGCGCUCGACGCAGGACGACAUCGAGAAGCGGUGGCGCAAGCGCCUCAGCCACGAGAUCGAGCGGAUGCGCCGCGUGCACGCGGUGACGGAGAACGUCCUCGAGAAGGAGCGCGCGGAGGCCCGCGAGGUCGCGCAGCAGCUCGCGGACGCCCGGCAGGAGAUAUCCGGACUCAGGGACCGCGUGGCGCACACGGCGGACGCGCGGGACCUGCGGCGCGCGGAGCAGCAGGUCGUGCAGUACUCGCUGGCGCUCGAGCUGCAGCGGAAGGCCAACAGCAAGGACGUGAAGGACGCGCAGGCGCUCAUCGACGCCGAGAAGGAGCUCGUCGCGCAGCUGCGGCAGGAGGCGAACGACGCCCGCGCGGACAUCGUGUCGCUGCGGGACGCGCUCGAGGCGGCGCAGGUCACGCUCGCCAGCAAGGACAACGAGCUCAAGGCGAAGGACCGCGAGAUCCUCGAGCAGCAGGCCGUCAUCCGCGUCCGCGAGCAGCAGGCUGCGCAGAUCCGCGCGAUCCAGGCCGAGGUCGAGUCGCUGCGGUCGUCGGGGGUGAUUGACGUGCCCUCGCAGCCGCUGCUGCAGCUGCCGCCCGUGGGCGAGGCGAGCAGCGACAACGCCUUCGCGGCCGCGGACCACGCGAGCUACAUCGUGACGGGCGGGUCGAUCGUCUCGCAGAGCAGCCGCGGCGAAGUGUCGCAGUCCGGGUCCGCGCCACCGCCCGCCAACCGGUCGACCGUGAAGUUCGAGGGCCCCGCGCCUGGCGCGGCGGCGUCCGUGCUGACCGGCGUGAGCGAGGAGCCGCGGCCCAGCGGGGACGCCCCGGGUAGCGACGCGGGGGGGUCCGCGCACGACCCCCCCGGGGGGCCGCAACGGCGCGGGCGGUCGAAGACGGCGCGCCGGGCGCGGCUCGGGCGCAGCGCGGCGCCCGCGGACCAGUCUCCGGCCCCGGACGCCCCGCAGCCCGCGGGGGGGAGUGGAUCGCCCGGGUCGGACCUGCGGCGCAUGUCGACGGGCCGCACGCGGCGGUCCAAGUCCCGCGACCGCGGGUCGAACCUGUGGCGCGGCAGGAGCGGCGCGGCCGCGCUCUCCCGGCAGGACGUCAAGGACUCGGAGGAGUACAAGAAGCUGCGCAAGGACUACGUUGCCGCCACGAAGGAAAUCAACAAGCUGCAGGAGGCCGUUGCGAAGCUGCGGGGGGAGCUGGCGGAGGCGUACCACGUGGACGAGACGCCCGAGGAGCAGCGGGCGCGGAUCCAGGAGUCGCUGCGGUCGAAGUCCAUUUGGGCGGAGGAGGAGCUGGCGGUGACCAAGCUUGAGUUGAAGGUGGUGGCGGCGCGGAUCCUGCAGGCGGAGCAGCUGGCGUGGCACAGCCGCGGCGUGAAGGUGGCGGUGGAGCAGCAGCUCGAGGAGACGCACGCGGAGCUGCAGGGCGUGCGCACGGAGCUGUCGGAGCGGGUGGCGGAGCUGACCGGGGUGCGCGGGGAGCGGAACGAGCUCGAGGAGCAGCUGACGGAGGCGCGCGGGGUGAUCGCGGAGCACGAGGGGACGAUCGCGGACCUGCGGACGACGCUGGUCGACGUGCGCGCGGCGGCGGAGGCCGCGGCGGAGCACGCGGCCGCGGAGCUGGCGGAGGCGCGCCGGACGGCGCGCUUGGAGACGGCGGAGCUGCGCGACACGGUGCAGGCGCACGAGGCGCGCAUCGCGGAGCUCGAGGGCACGCUCGAGACCGUGGAGGGGGAUCUGUUGCAGGAGACGGAGUUCCUGUCUGACCUGGCGGCGAACGCGCUGAUGGACCUGACGCUGGAGCAGGUGGAGCGCGACGUGGUGGACGAGACGCUCACGGACGCCCAGGCGCAGGCGCUGCAGCGCCAGGGGCGGAUCGAGGCGCUGGAGGCGGCGCUGGAGGACGUCACGGGCGAGCGGGACAGGCUGCGCGCGGAGUGCGAGGGGCUGAAGGAGGCGCGCGCGGCGGAGCAGGCGGAGCUGCGCGCGCGCAUCGCCGCCGUGGAGGAGGCCAAGGCGGAGAGCGACGCCGUGGGCGCGCGGCUGCAGCGGGAGGUCGACGCGGGCAUCUCGCGGCAGGAGGUGCUGAUGCACGAGCUGGAGGCGGCGAAGCGGCAGUGCGUGCAGACGCUGGACAUGGUCAAGGCGCGCGAGGAGGAGCUGGACGCGACGGUGAAGCGGAUGCAGCGGACGCAGAAGCGCGCGCUCGAGCUGGGGAAGAAGAUGGAGCAGGCCGAGCAGGAGAUGAUCGACCUGCGCGGGCAGCUCGAGGUGCUGCGGAGCCUGCUCGACGCGGAGAAGACCAAGGUCCGCGAGGCGAACGACCGGCUCAAGAACCAGCGCAAGAAGCUGCUCGAGGAGACGGCGCGCGCGGACCUGUCGGAGAACGCGUUCGCGUCGCUGCAGAAGCGGCUGCAGGGGCUCCAGGAGCGCUCGAUCGAGCGCGUGCAGGAGGCGCAGCUGUACAAGGAGCGCGAGGAGCGGGCCAUGAAGGAGGUGGCGGCGCUCGAGGAGCGCCUGGACGAGUGCGAGGCCGAGCUGCGGCGGUCGCAGGAGCGCGUGGCGGCGCUCGAGAGCGCGGGCGACGCGGAGGAGAGCCAGCGGCUGGUCGUGGCGCUCACGCGCAAGUGCCACGAGCUCGAGCGGUCGGUGGACGCCAAGGAGAAGAAGAUCCGCGGCCUGCUGUUCUUCGCGCACGAGAAGGACGUGAAGAUCGACGACCUCGUGGACCGCAACGGGGACCUCGAGGUCCGCCUCGAGUCGGUCGAGAACCAGCUCGCCAAGUACGUAGGCUUUGAGCUCGGGGGGCACGGGUCGCUGGUGCGCGAGCUGGUGGGCAUGCGCGCCAAGGUGAGCGAGCUCGAGGCGCGGUGCGCGGAGCGCGUGAAGCUCGCCGAGCGCCUCCAGCGGCAGCUCGCGGAGUCCCGGAAGCUGCAGCGGCGCGCCGAGGAGCAGCGCUACCACACGGAGGCCGAGUUCGCGACGCUGAAGAGCAAGGUCGCGGAGAUGGGGCUCGUGGACGAGGUGGACCGCGAGCUGCAGAAGGCCAAGCGCGAGGGCGAGGCCAAGCGCGCGCAGAUGAUGAGCCGGAUCAAGCAGGUGAUCGACGACGCGAAGGACCGCGGCGGCGUGCCCACCGAGCGCGAGCGACGCAAGGACCGGAUCAUCCAGGAGCUCACGCGGCAGCUGCGGCUCGCGGACGACGCCGUGAAGGAGCAGCACAACCAGUCGCACAUCGCCGUGCUGCAGAUGAGCGACGACCUCACGAGGGCCAAGCAGGAGGUCGGCCGACUGCGCAACAUCAUCUACCGGCUGGGCACGGCGCCGCAGCCCGUGCCGGACCCGGAGGAGAGCCAGGUGCUUCGCGGGACGACGGUGCCGCCGUCGAGCAAGGUCGCGGCGCGCGUGCGGUCCGCGACAGUUCGUGCGUCGCCGGGGAGCGGCCUGCGGUCGGCCGGCGGCUCGCCGCCGCAGGUGCGCCCCGGGCCGGGCACCGCGCCCGCGGGCGCGUCGCGGCCCGUGCCCACCCGCGCCGUCUCGAUGCCCGCGCAGCCCUCGGCGGGCGUCCCCGCGCGGGCGUCGUCGCCGGGCGCCAUGGCGUGGGACUGGGGCGGCUUCCAGCCCGUCGAAGUGGGCGCCGCGGGGGGCGCGCAGGGCUUCCCCGCGGAGGCGUGGCCGUCGCGGCCGGGCUCGCAGAUGACGGACCGCGGGCCUGCGUCAGGCCGGGAGUCCCCCGUGUUUGGCAACCCGUCGACGCGUCCAGGGUCGGCGGUGUCGGGGAUCUCCACGACGCUGUACUCGCACAGGCCCGCGGGGCGGCCGUCCGGCGGCGCGCCCGCGCACCGCUCGGCCAAGGGCGCGCGGCCCAUCUCGGCGUGCGGCCCGCACCGCGCGGCAGGGGCCGGCGGCGCAGCGCACGUCGCCGCCGGCGGCGGCCGCCGCCGCGGGGCCGAGCGCGGCGCACACGGCGCUGACGCGGCGGAAAUCGUCGGCGCGGCGCCCGCUCAGCGCGGCGCCGGCGAUGCCGUCAGUGGUCGAGUCGUCCCAGGAGGGUCCGGCGCUGCAGGCAGUGCUGGCGUCGCAGCGCAGCGCCGCGCGCCGGCAGCGCGAGGCGGCGGCGUCCGCGGCGCCCGACGAGCUGGACAGCGCGCUGUCGAUGAUGGAUCUGGUGAAGGAGGCGGGUGCGCCGAAGGAGCCCGCGCAGGGCGGCGGAGGGGGGGGACUGUUGCAGGACAUCCUGCGGGAGGAGCGGAGCGCGGAGGGCGGGAGCGUGGGUGCAGCGAGCGGGGCUGGGCGCGCGUCGCGCGGCCGCGGGAGCGGCGAGGAGCACCACACGGGGGGGGAGCAGGGGCGCGGGAGGAAGGUGUGGGUCGUUGGCGACGACGUAGGGGCCGCGCAGGACGCCGCGGAUGA